AUGAAGGUCUCUGCUUCUCGACGCGAGCGCUGCCGCAUCAACCAGGCCAGAUACAGGCAGAGGCAGCGGCAGCACGAGGAGGAGCUCGAUCAGAGCAUCCGACAGGUGCAGGAGGAGAUCCAGGACCUCGAGUCCCAGCGGCAGGACAUUCUGCGCUGCGCCCCCACGAACGAGAGCGUGUGGGUCGUGGCCACCGAGUACUUCCGCCUCUUCCGCUACGGGUUCAUGGCGCCCUUGAUGGUGCCCGAGUCCAAGUCUGCAUCGGUGCUGAGCAAGACCAACAAGACCCAGAACUCGACGGCGUUGAAGCAGUCAAACGUGCAGCUCGAGUUCCUGAAGGAGAGCAUGGCGGAAGACGUAACCGAUGGCGUCGCGUGUGGCGCGGAGGCGUUGCUGGAAAACUGGAGGCUCCUCUCGCUCUACCACAACGAUGUGCACUUCCAGCUCCAGCGGCUGGAGCAAAAGCGAGAAGAAUCGCUCAGCGCUGUGACCAAGACCAGCGUCACCAUCACCAAGAAUACGCUGCGCCAUGUGUACCCGCACCUGGGCAUCGAGCACCCGGCACUUGCCGCGAAGCUGCUGGGCCAGCGGCUGGUUAUGCGUGGAACGGUGCACUUCCACUGGGACAACGCUAGCGGCCGAGUGGUGCGGGUGGAGUCCAAGGUGGACGCACUGACGCCGAUGCUGAAGCUACUGGGCAGUCUCGAGAACGUUGCUAUUGUCUUCGAGAGGGCUCUGAUGACCCCCGAGGGCAGGUUUAGUGUACAGUGA
Molecule: messenger RNA, 771 nt
Organism: Phytophthora sojae
Lineage: Eukaryota; Oomycota; Peronosporomycetes; Peronosporales; Peronosporaceae
Exons: 1
Coding region: 1-771 (256 amino acids)
Source: RefSeq, a predicted model, not a curated record